AGUCCAAUACUCCACUCACAGUCAGACCUACUGUAGUACUGUAUCCCUUCGCACACAACUAUAGUGUGUUAGUCAUCCAUGAGUAGAGUGGAGACACAGCACAUCUCAUUUGAUCCAAGCAUCCAAAGCCAAGAUUUUAUAUACACUGUGUUGUCGUCAACACGAAGACUUUCUUAACAUUUAUCUCUCAGUGAAUCCAAUGGUUAUUCUGUGACCGCUAGCAGUGGACCCAUCAGUCUUCAGACAGUAAUCUCAACGAAUAUCUCAGACAAUGCCGGCGAGUCUUUUCUAUGAGAUGGACCACAACGUGUCCAACGGUUCCACAAUGAAUGGCAACUCAUAUCCAGACGACAGGACUAUUCAGUUGGCACUGGAGUUGUCGCGGAUCAGUCUCGACAACGACUGCAACGACUCCAUCGGACAGAACUUCGAGGCCGACAACCGCAACAAGAAGUCGCAGAACACCACCGAAUGUGUUCCCGUCCCCAGCAGUGAACACGUGGCCGAGAUUGUAGGCCGACAAGGCUGUAAGAUAAAGGCUCUUCGGGCGAAGACUAACACAUACAUAAAGACUCCGGUGAGAGGGGAAGAGCCGGUGUUUGUGGUGACGGGCCGUAAGGAGGACGUGAACGCAGCCAAGAGGGAGAUCCUGUCGGCCGCCGAGCACUUCAGCCAAAUCCGGGCCCAACGCAAGAGUAACCUGAAUGGGUCUAUCGGAGGACCCGUUCCCAAUGCCAACGUUCCCGGACAGACCACUAUUCAGGUUCGCGUUCCAUAUCGAGUUGUGGGUCUUGUGGUCGGACCUAAAGGUGCGACUAUUAAGCGAAUACAACAACAGACCAACACUUAUAUCAUAACUCCGAGUCGAGACAAAGAGCCGGUGUUUGAGGUGACAGGUCUUCCGGAUAACGUGGAAACUGCCAGAAAGGAGAUCGAAGCGCACAUCGCUAUCCGCACGGGUGGCCAAAUCGACUCCUCUGGCGCUGGCAGUACCGAUGAGAGCAGUUCCGACUUCUCCAACUCACCCCUUCUCAACGGCAUCGACAACCCCUUCGCGACCAACACGACGUCCAACGGAUUCGCCUCACAAUACAAGACAUCUUCGGACCCGUUCUCUGCGUUUUCCUCGCGAGGAUCGGACACUUCGGUGUCGAACCAGUCGUUGGUCUCGCGCUCGACGACCGAUAUCUUCAACUUCGUGAACCAAAACAAGAUGAGUGACAUCUACUCGCUGUUCGCGGCCAACAGCACCGGUACCAACGGCUUCUCGAAGUCCAUAUCCAGCGGUUCGUACGACACGGACGAAGGCAUCGGCGAAUCUCCCACUUUCGACUCAGUCGGCAGCACCGGCAGCAACACAAUCGCCAGCUCUUUGUGGCCGGACUUCUCAGCACAACGCACCUACAUGUCAAACAUCUCUCCAUUAGACCGCCGCAGCUCAAGCCUCGACAGUCCCAUCAACACAUCCACUACCACCCCAUCCAUGAUCUAAAAGUGACGGUAAAUCGUACCACGAAUACCAAUAUUCGCUAUUUUUAUGAUUUAACGUUAUUUUAAUUAUCAAAACAAAUCAGUAUUUUAGCGCUAAUGACAAAUACAGAUA
Oppiella nova is the source of this 1603-nucleotide messenger RNA. The record is from the annotation of a GenBank genome assembly. Lineage: Eukaryota; Metazoa; Arthropoda; Arachnida; Sarcoptiformes; Oppiidae.